Megachile rotundata (alfalfa leafcutting bee) is the source of this 610-nucleotide messenger RNA. Its product is annotated as solute carrier organic anion transporter family member 2B1. The record is from RefSeq and is a predicted model, not a curated record. NCBI's taxonomy places the organism in Eukaryota, Metazoa, Arthropoda, Insecta, Hymenoptera, Megachilidae.
AUGCGUUUAGCUAUAGGUCACGGAUACUCAGCGACGAGCCAGAGUUUCGUCGACAAGAAUAAACACGGCGUCAAAUACUCUCCGGUCUGUCACGUGACAUCAAAGACGACAUUUUUCUCCGCCUGUCACGCAGGUUGUCGAACAAUAAUCAACGACAAGGAAUUCGGGAACUGCAGUUGUCUCCCACUGAGUUCAUCGAACCUCGUCUUCGACCAUGACACCGUACAACCUCUGGUGCAGGAUCAAUUAAUCCACUCGAAUAAUUUGCGAACGAUGAAUUACGACAAAGUCAGAGCCGGAAUCUGCUCGAACGAUUGCAGCGGGCCAUAUCUUUUAUUCACCGUUCUCAGCUGCAUCAUACAAACUCUGGCAUGUUCCGGGAAGAUCGGCAAUGUCCUGGUGAAUUAUCGCAGCGUCGACAAGAAGGAUAAAAGUUUCGCCCAGGGUGUCACUUUGAUGACCAUCUCCCUGUUCGCGUUGAUACCCGGACCAAUUAUUUAUGGAGUCAUCAUCGAUUCGACUUGUUUGAUCUGGGAAGAGUCCUGCUGAACCAGAGCGAACUGCUGGUUCCAUCAUGGGAAGAAUUUCAGAUAUUUAGUUAACGUAACGU